Messenger RNA from Portunus trituberculatus (swimming crab), 1838 nucleotides. Its product is annotated as 27 kDa hemolymph glycoprotein-like. The record is from RefSeq and is a predicted model, not a curated record. The transcript has 6 exons. Lineage: Eukaryota; Metazoa; Arthropoda; Malacostraca; Decapoda; Portunidae. The coding region runs from base 103 to 948 and encodes 281 amino acids.
GUGCGGACUGCAGAAAAGAGAAGGGUACAGUUGAGGCCUCACUGCGGAGUGUGUGGUGUGACCUUCUUUGUAACAAAGACAGGAUUAGAAGACAAGGACAGGAUGGGCUACCAUCUGCUUGCCUGCCUAGUGGUGGUGAUGGUGGUGUUAGGUAAUGUUGGCGUUGUGCCUGUGGUGGGCCAAAAGGGAGAUCCCCAAAACCUUCCCUUUAACAAUGCAACCAAGACUCAAGUGUCUGAGUGGUUGGACCGCUGCAAUGCCACUGCUGGUGAGGGGGCUGUGAAAGACAUAAAGAAUUCUGUUGGAGAAUUAAUGGAAUGUGUACAGAAACACAUCAAUUUUAACAAACUGGAGGAGGAAGUGAAUGCAAGCAUUGCAAGAGGAGAACUGGAUGUGGUCUUCAAGAAGUACUGCAAGAGAAGAAGUAGGCUCAUGGCUUGUGCUGAGGACAUGUUUACAAAAGUAGAGCGUUGCGCUGAUGAAAAACAGAAGCAGGACCUCAACAUUACGCGCAGGGUUAUUCAUGCAGGAAUAGACUUUGUGUGCCACAACGAUGGUGAUAGAAUUGCUCUUUUCAUGGCCGAAAAAGGACAGGAAUGUCUUAAGAAUCACUCAAAGAAUAUUGAGGAAUGCAUUGAAGAGAAGGUCCCAAGAAUUAAAGACUACAAGAAUAAUAGUGAUGGAGUAGAUAUUACAACAUUUACUAUUGAUGAAGAGAAUUGCAAGAACUUGCAAGGAGUACAGGAGUGUGUGGUGAAACAUACAUCCAAGUGUGAUGAUGAAACCCCAGCUAAUAUUUUAGGAUCCCUCAUGACACAGAUGCUCAAGGUGACGCCAUGUUCUCAGGCAAACGGUGCUUCAACCCUCUUGUCUCAUACUCAGCAUCUUCUUCCUCAUUUACUCACUCUGCUGGCUGCUGCUCUUACUGCGGCCAACUUACUUCUAUAGACUAGUUAUUUAUUUGUACGUGUGAAUUACAUUUAAUUCUCUUGAGUUGAACCAAAGCAAAAUUAAAAGUUUCAGUAUUAUUUAAGAUAUGAAUCUUAAAAUUUACAGAAGGGAAAAGGCAUCUUUAAUAAUACUAGCAUGAAAAAUAAAUGCUAGAAUUGGGUGUCUAUACUUUGGUCAAGGGUUACAUAAUUAUCAGUAAGAAGUGUAUUGUACAAUAUUUAUUGAAUCUGAUAGUGUUAGGACGUCAUGUUUAUCGUUUAGAAAGUUUAAUAGGUGUAUAAUGUUUUUCUGACUUGUCUUCAUAUGUAUGGAGCAAAAUGUUUCCUCCCUUUGAUGCUUUUUGGUGAUGGAGAAGGAUUUACACCUAGGAGAUCAUCCACAACUCCAUAAAGGGUGGAAGAGACUCUUUUACCAAUCCAACCCCCAUUAGUGAAAAAAUGUUUUGAAAGAAAUGGUGUAUAAAGUAUAGAAUAAUAUAAUCAUUACAUGUCUUGGAGAAAAAUAAUACUGAUCUUACAAUAUACUUCCAAAACUGGCUAAUCAAUUUUUUCUCCAUAAUUUUCAAUAGAUUUUGUAAUCUAAGCAUGUCACAUUGAUUUAUUUUAUUUCCCCCCAAAAAAAUGUAAUAUGGUGUGUUGGAUGUACAUUCCAGUUCCAGAUAGGUGUUGACAACUCAGGUCUCUCUCUCUCUCUCUCUCUCUCUCUCUCUCUCUCUCUCUCUCUCUCUCUCUCUCUCUGAAUGCAUUAAAGUAGUUUCAGUAUUAAGCUAUUGUGUACUGUGAUGAUACUCUAAUCCACUCAUCAUUUUCACUGCAAUUCUUUGUGAAAUUUUAUUCAGGUUCACUUCAAUUACGGUUGGAACCUUAAUACAAGCUCCCUAGAUCUUG